Acanthamoeba castellanii str. Neff is the source of this 1002-nucleotide messenger RNA. Its product is annotated as Fbox domain containing protein. NCBI's taxonomy places the organism in Eukaryota, Discosea, Longamoebia, Acanthamoebidae. The record is from RefSeq and is a predicted model, not a curated record. The transcript has 8 exons. Bases 1 to 1002 code for a protein of 333 amino acids. Gene Ontology annotation, molecular function: protein binding.
AUGCUCCCAAUCAGAGGCGACGCCGACGGCGUGACACCGUUCCAGCUGGCAUGUGGAUAUGGCAAUUGGGCGGCGGUGGUGUUCAUGCUGCAGGGCGGCCACGUGAACGAUAUCAGCCGCACGGAUCACCAGGGCCGCACCGCCAUGGACCACGCCGCCCAAUCGCCCCUUAUCCGCACUAUCCUCGUGGCCUAUGCCAAGCAAUACAGCCUCACUGCGCACAGUGGCGAUUUUCCGGAGGGGUAUGAGCUGAUGCGGGCGCUGCCCCUCGAAUUGUUGGCCAACAUAUUCUCCCGGCUCGAACCCUACGACCUGUGCACGGCAGCCUCGAUAUUCGACGGGUUCUGUAGCCACAACAUCCUGUGGCAGCAGUUCUGUGACAAGAGGUGGCGCUUGGCUCUUGAUGGCGGCGAAACCUGGAAGGGCCGCUACAUGACAUGGCUGCAUCCACGUCUCAAGCAGCACGCCAUCUCCCUCCUAAAGCCGCGCGUGUUCGUGGAGGCAGGAAGUGCGCUAUCUGCGCCGACCUAUAAGGUCAUCCUUGUGAGCGAACCAGGGACGGCUGUGCUGCACCAGUGUCUGGUAAGGGAGGGAUAUCCCAAGCGGUUGAUUGACGGCGUGGAAGUGCGCUUGGAGAUAGCGGCAGCAGUCAUAGCGAUGGCCUAUGACAUUGCCAACCGUGAGGACCGAUCGCCGAGCGAUGUCAACGCCGAAAGGAAGGUCACAGCGGCAGAGGCCUUUGAGCUGGCCAACGAGCUGGAACUGGAGUGGUUGGAGGUCUGCUGCACCGAGCCACAAUCGCUGUGCGAGUUGCUGGAUCGGAUAGGCCAGAUGGCACUGGCGACCGACAGGCCGUUCACGCGAGUGGGCGACCUCGGGUGCCAUCUUCCCACGCUGCGCACCCUGUCCACCCUCUUCCCCCCGGAUGCCCACCGCCAAUCACUGCCGACAACUGCCAAGCGCCCAACAAAACGACAAAACGAGAGCUGCCUCGUCCAAUAG